GCAUGGUCGGUUUUGUUUAUCUGCUUUCAGCAGGGCGAGACGUGGGAAGUCUCUUCGUCUUACGAAGAAAUGGAUGCUACUCAGGUGAUCUGUGACUCAAUCUUGGAGUCAGACGAAGAAGAACAUGAAGAAGAGAAUGAAAACGAGAGGCAGCCUGUGGCUAAACUGUGCAUCUUAAAAAAUGAACACAUCCCUGAGAUAGAAUUGCCCCUCUUUUUGGGCGACAACGUGCUGGGACGUGACCCAGGCUCUUGCACCCUGCCCUUGCCAGCAACCUCGGUAUCAAAGCGGCAUGCUAUCAUCUCCAUCAUUGUCUACCGGAGAAGAGGUUGUCACAGUGAGGUGGACAUGGAGGCUUUGGUUUGGGACCUAGGUAGCAUGAAUGGGACCCGUAAGGGCCGCUUAAAGUUGACUCCUAAUGUACGCUACGCCCUCAGUGAAGGUGACAGUUUGGUGGUGGCGGAUAUCCCAUGUAAGUUUGUCAUCUGCAGUGCAGACUCUUUUCAAGUGGAAACGAAGACUCCUGUUAGCAUCAAUUCAGGACUAAAUGGCAGAUCGCCAGAUGCCUACGGAGAAAAGUUUGGGGAAAUAAGCUCAGGCAGCAAAAAAUGUGCCAACAAUGAUUCAAAGGCUAGGUUGUCAUUACAGAAGACUCCUGUAGGAGCCGGUUGCCUGUCCUUUGAGCAAACUCCGACACAGCCACAGGGGACACUGGUCCCAGAAUCUGACUCAGAUUCAGACAGUGAAAGAGGGCGGGGCGGAGGAGACAGAGGACAUAAGGCCUUAGUUCCCAAUUCUGAGUCCCAUCAAUCAAGUCCAACAUGUUCGACAUUCUUGAGUCCCUCAAACAAAAUUGUCCCUGAAAGUGAGGAUGAAAGUCCCAUCACACCGUCCUCCUCCACUAAAAAUAGGCCGUACAAGCAUGUCAGUUUCAGCACGGACGAAGCUGAUGUUGAUUCCGGACGACAGCAGCUGAAGGCGCCUACAAUUGUGAAUGACAGUGAAGAGGAAGAAAGAAGGGAGGAGGAAAGAGCAGCACAGGGAAGGACAAAGUCUAAGGAGAGUGGACAACAUGUUCCUGCAAAAGAGGAAAGCAAUGUCAGUCUUGAUGAAAUGCCUGUGUCUACACCAGCAGUCUUAAAAGAUGUGAUCCCUGCGUUUAGUGUGGACAGUGACACUGACAUGGAGGAAGAGGAGGGAAUUGUGGUCUCUGCCGGGCCUGUGACCUUGAACACAAAACAACAAGUUGACCAACAACCAAACACAGUUCAGUUUCACAUGGACAGUGAUACAGACAUGGAUGAGGAUGAUGAAGUCUCAAAUGAAGCGCCCAAGACUCUGCCUUCCUCUAAUGAAAAUACCAAACCUCCUCAUGUUAUUGCUGUUAUUCAGCCUGAGGGCAUCACCAUGGACAGUGACACUGAUGUAGAUGAUGAUACUGCUGUGUCAGAUGCCACUAAAGUAAAACCCACAUUGUUUCAGAAUGCACACACAGCUGACUCAGAUGAUUUCCACCUAGACAGUGACACAGACGUUGAUGAGGAGGAAGAAAAGGGGGGUCGUGAAGCAAAAAAUAGAAAUUCUAAAACACAUGAAACACUCACCAAAUUAGAUGUAAAGUUAAUUGUACCUGAAUCUGCUACUGCUGCUUCUGACAGUCUGCAUCUAGACAGCGACGUGGAUGGCAAAGCUAUGGCUGCCGACGGUGAAUCCUUGGUGGCUGCUGCUAUAACAGAAUCAUGCGCGAUUGCAAAUGCAGGAGCUGGUUUGGAUAUUCUGUCCGACAGUGACACAGAUGCAGAGGAGGAUUCUCCUGUGGUUUUACCUGUUGGUCCCACAGCUCCGUCAGUUCCUUCUGGCACAACAUCAGAAGCUCUUCAGGCAGGUUCUGAUGCAGACACAGAUGUGGAUGAAUCCAGCGUGUCCCCUGCUGAGGAGGAAACCAAACCAGCUGACCUUAUAAUGGACAGUGGUACAGAUGUGGAUGACAAGGAUGCAGAUGUUGGGGAGGGUGGUGAGGACCAGAUCCCUCGACUGCGCAGAGAAAAUACACCUGGGUCACUGGUUCCACUUCUGCUAAACUGCUCUACUCCGAUAACAACGUCAGGAGAAGUGGAAGACAUGGAGACUCAGGCUUUUACGAGUUCCUCACCAGGGGCAUUUAGGUGGGGAGGACCACCUGCCCUAAGGCCUGUAGUGUUGUCUUCCUGCUCAGACAGCCAGGAGGAUGAGGACUUUGUUGUGGCUGAGACACAGUCCUUUGUCCUUCAGGGCAGAGAUCGCAUGGAACCAACCCAAGACUUUGUGCAAGAUUCUCCUGGUGACAGAAAAGAUGAUCAGUCCAGCAGAGACGAGUCUUUCCAGCUGGGAUUGUCUGACAGCAGUCAUCUGCAGUGUCAGGACCGAGCUCUCACCACUGAGAGCACCCAAGCUUUCAUCUCGGUGGAGGGUGGUGUGAAUCUGGAAGCCGCCUCAGCUGCAGAAGGGACCUCUGCAGAGAAUGACGCAAACCUGGAGGACACACAGGCCUAUGGAGCCAAUGAGGGGCCAGACAGAUGUUCAGUAUUACCUGAAAAGGGAAUGCAGAUAGAUUUUGCCCUAGAAGCAACACAGGCUUAUAUUUCAGAGCCCUGCAGUGAUCCAGAUGAUGACAUAAACGAAGAUGAGAUACAAAGCGGUGCUACUACUGACACUCAGUCUUCAGACCUUACCACGUCACCUACUCUUGCCAUGGCUGAAACUCAACCAGUGGCUUCCUUUGUGGGAGAGGAGGAUUUGGCAACAGAUGAUCCUGUUUUCUCUGCGCAUGAAAGUACGCACACAACAUUAAAUGAAACAGAAGAGAAGCCCUUCAGUGAAGCUCUGUCUAUAUCUGAAACUCAGCCCAUGCCUAAAAGUGAUGACGAGAAAAGCGUUGAUGAAGACUCAUUUCUGGGUCCACGAAAAAGAAUAGUAAAGCGGCUUGAGAUUGAAGAGGAGCAGACUCAGCCCAUCUCUGCAUUAUCACCCCUUGCUGAAACCCAGCCAUUGCAUGUUGAUGAAAAGCAGCCGAUGGCUAUAUGUGAAGCUGAUGAAAGUGAUGAUGCAGACCCGAUGCCAGGCCCACGAAAGAGAAAGGCCAAGCGGCUUCACCUUGAAGAAGAGGAGACACAACCGCUGACAAAUUGUGAAUUCUCUGUUGCUGAAACUCAACCCAUGACUUCAUAUGCCGGUGAUGAUGAUGAUGAUGAUGCGGAUGUUCUGCCAGGCCCACGGAAACGGAAGGCAAAGCCACUGCAGCUUGAAGACGAGACACAACCCCUGACUAACUCUGAGACCUCUGUUGUUGCAACUCAGCCAGUAGUGACAAGUGAAAAUGAAGGAAGCGAUGAUGAGGACUCAAUUCCAUUAACACGUAAAAAAAAAGCAAAACAGUUGCACAUUGAAGAAGAGGAGACACAGACACUCAUUCAUUCUGAUGGCCCUAGUGUUGAAACUCAGCCCUUGGAUGCAUGUGAAGAUGAGCAAAGUGGUAAAGAGGACUUGACUCCAUGUCCCAAAAGAAGAAAAGAAAAGCCACAGGAACGUGAAGAAAUGCAGACACAGCCUCUCACUAGUUGUGAUGUCUCUUCUGUAGAAACCUGGCCAGCAGUGACAGGUAAAGAUGAUGAAAGUGAUGAGGAAGACGCAGUUCCAUGUCCACAAAUCAGAAAAGCAAAGAAGUUGGAACUUGAAGAAGAGCAGACGCAACCACUCACUAAUUCUGAAGUGUCUCCUGCUGGAACUGCGCCAUUGAAAACUAAAACUGGCACCCAGGCUCAGAAAGGUAAACGUGGUCAAUCUGAGACUGAAAUCAUGGCCAGUGGUGUUAGAAAUGUAAGAGAGACAAGAGCAAGAUUAAGAGAAAAGGAAGAGCAGAUGGAGUGUUUUGUACCUACCCGGAGACGGACCAGAGGGGAAAAUAAAACGUUGCCAAGCACGAGCGGAAGGAGAGGAAAAGUCAGGCCUGAUGAGGAUAAUAACAGUGAGGAAGAGACAGAGCAGGCUAAGCAGUCAAGAGAGAAAGCAAUUAUGAGGCAACAGAUGGAAGAUGAAAAGGAUAAAAGGACUAAAAUAGAGAGAAAAAAGCAUUCUCUAAAUAAGAGCCUGAUAAAGGAACAUGAGAAAGAUGUUUCAGUGCAACAAGAGAAAGAAGAUACUGAUAGCGAAAGGAGAGAAUACAAUGAAAGGGAAAGAGAACAGGAAGAGAUGAAAAGACGGCAGAGGAGUAAAGAAGAAGAAGAAACAUUUGACAAUGAAAAAAGACUGAAGGAAGAACAAGAACGAUUGCAGGCGGAGAAAAUACGACUUGAACUGGAGAGAGCAGAAAGGGAAAGGAAAGAAAAUGAAGAAAAAGAAAGACUAGAGAUUGAAAGGGUAGAAAGAGAAGAGAAGGAGAGGCUGGAGAGAGAAGAGAAAGAAAGAUUAGACAGGGAAAGAAAGGAAGAAGAAGAAAAGGAAAGACUAGAGAUUGAAAUGGUAGAAAGAGAAAAGAAGGAGAGGCUGGAGAGAGAAGAGAAAGAAAGAUUAGACAGGGAAAGAAAGGAAGAAGAAGAAAAGGAAAGUCGGAAAAUUGCAGAAAAGGAACUUGAAGAGCAACGUGAGAGGGAGAGGAAGGCUCAAGAACAAACAAGACUGGAGAGGGAAGAAAAGGAAAGGGAGGAAAGAGAGAAACAGCAGAAAGAAAAACAAUUAAACGACCAACAAGAAAAUGAGGAAAGGGACGAGGCCAAAGCCCCUCAAAGAAGUAGAAGAGCAACCAGGAGAACAAUUACUGCCCAGUGUCCCACAGAACAAGAGCAAGGCCCAGCCAUAUCAGCUGAGGGUUUCCCAGCGAUGAGAACAAGGUCUCGCUCUAACUCCUCUAACUCUGUCAGCUCAGAGAGGUCUGCUUCAAGUAUGACCAUGCAGGAGAGCAAGGGAAGAGGAAGAGGACGAGGACGAGGAAGAGGACGGAGGAGGACCAGCCAGACAGCCGCUCCAGGGCCCUCAGAACAGGACAUUCGCCCUCAGGGACUUCUUUCGAGGUCCAACUCAUCAAACUCCCUCAACUCUGAGAUUUCCAGCUGUAGUGUGAGCUCUCACAACAGGGGAAGAGGAGGUAGGCAGCGAGGAGGAGGAGGGAAGAAGACAAAACCUGACCCAGACUCUGUCUCUCCUCUCAGCAGUAAUCAGAAUUCAGCUCCAAAACCUAUACCCAGAGGCAGGAGAGGCAGGAAAGUAGAAGAAUCCUCCAGUGAUGUUAACCAUGAAGAUGAUAAAGACAAGGCCAGUUCUCAGCAGCCUGGUACCAGUAGGGGGCGACGACAAGCCAGUUCAAAUAGCUCUGAACCUACAGAUGCAGGUGAGGAAGACCAGUCAAAUGAACAGAAAGGUCGUGCCAGUGAUGAAUCUCUUCUGGUUAAAAAGAAUGUGAGAGGCAGAGGUAAGAAGGAAGUAAAGAGUGAAACUGUGGAAGAAGCAGCUCCUAAAGUCAAUGUCGGUGAUGAGGCAAAAGAAAAAAAGAAAACAAGGAAGAGUGAGUUGGAGGUAAAUGUGGGAGAAGAAUGUAGCCUUGGCGCAGAGAACGACCAAAAGGCUGAAGCAUCAGAGGAACAGGAACAAAAUGAAACAAAAGAGGAGACUUCUGCUAAUGUCCAAGUGAAAAGAAAGGGCAGAGCAUCCAACAGCCAAGCAAAGAAAAAUGCAAAAGAAUCUCAUCCCCAAGUGAACACAAAUGAAACAGAGGAAACAGAGGAAGCCCCCACGGCGAAGAGAGCCAGAGGUCGAGCAUCGGUGGUCCUGAAAAAGAAGACUGACGGGCUACAAGAAAGCGGAACUUCUGUCACUCCCAUGAACCACGAUGGAAAUGUGCAGACAUCAGAGCCCCAGACUCCAAAUGCUGGUGUGUCCAGGAAGCGGCAGGGUCCUGCAAACUCCCCUCCUGUGGCAAAGAGUCCUCGCUCCUCCUCCACUUCUCAGGUGGCUGGUGGUCAACUACAAACUUCCUGCCAGACCUAUAAGGUGCUGUUUACAGGUGUUGUGGAUGCAGCAGGUGAGAAAGUGUUGGCUCAUUUAGGAGGCAGCAUGGCUAAAGGCGUGGCGGACAUGAACUGUCUGGUGACAGAUAAAGUACGCAGGACUGUCAAAUUCCUGUGUGCGGUGGCUAAAGGAGUCCCAGUCGUCACCACGGACUGGCUGAUAAAGAGUGGCAAAGCUAGGAGCUUCCUGUCUCCUAGUACUUUCUAUGUAAAGGACCCAGAGCAGGAGAAGAAGUUCAAUUUCUGCUUGCAGGACUCUCUGAGGGUUGCUAACAGUCAGCCUCUCUUACAGGGAUAUAAGAUCCAUGUUACAAAGUCAGUGAAGCCGGAGCCAGUACACAUGAAAGAGAUCAUUUCCUCCAGUGGAGCUACCUUUCUAGCAAAGAUGCCGUCUUCUCAUAAGCCUCAGACUGUGGUGAUAUCCUGCGAGGAAGACUGGCCGCUGUGUGGGCCGGCUGUAUCAGCUUCUCUCCCCAUCGUCACUGCGGAGUUCAUUCUCACUGGGAUCUUGCAGCAGAAAGUUGACUUUCAGACCCACAUCCUUGCUCCUCCUGUAGCUGCCCUGCAGCCUGCAGGAGGCAGAGGAAAAGGCAGGAGGAAGGUGUAGUAUCUGCUGAAGAAGAAACAGCUGUAUGAAUGUAUUUCCCAUAUGGUGAAAAAUGACCAUUUCUGUACGUAUACUUUCAGCGUUGUACAUGCACCGUAUCACUCUUCUCUUCUCAUCUCAUCUUCUAUCACCACUUGUCCUCUAGAGGGUCACGGGGGGCAGUUGGAGCCUAUCCCAGCUGUCAUAUUACUGUUCUCCAGAAACAAUAUUUGGAGAGUAACAAGCAGAAAAGCUUGUAGAGACGGGCCAAAACAUGAAAAUGUGCUCAUUGUCGUUUCUUACAUUCUUAUCUUUGGUCUUGGAAUAAAUGUAGUUACUAAAGCUACAUAAACUGUUGCUGCUUUUCAGGGUAAUAAAUAAUUACCCACUAAUAAUACUUGUCACUUUCCCCUCUGCUCCAAGUCUCACUUUUACAACAACAGGAAUUAACUCUGCUAAACUGCUGCUACUCUCUAUGUGUGUGUUUCAGCGCAAUCAGUGACGUUGUAUGUAUACAUCAUGUUUGGAUGGUUUUACUGUUUUGACCCGCACCAGUUAUUGCAAUCAGUAAAUGAAAUAACCGUUUCCUGUCCUGAUGAGAAGUUCAUAGUGCCUUUUAUCCAUACACAGUCAUGGAACUAGUGUGUCUGUUGUUCCUGCCUCCAUUAACCACCACCACCACCACCAACUCCAUUAAGGCCUCAUCCAAUCAUGUAACUCCAGGGAGAGUGAGACAAUACAAGCACCUGACUGCUGAUGCUGUUUCUACAUCAAUAUCUUAUGGUGUUUUGCGUUUGUCCACUCUAUGUGUACAUGUCAUGUUCAGUAAUGGCCAGUAAACAGACCUCACAUUUGUUUUUUGUUUUUUCCCUGUAAACUCUAUGCCUACCUGUGCUAUGUCACUGGUGUUUUAAAGAUAGACUCAUUAGCUUGUAAUUUACGACUAUUAAUUUUGCUAGUGACUUAACAUGAAGUUUGUAUUUCUAGAAAAUCACGACAUUUGUCUGUAUUACCCAUGUAAACAUUAGCUGUGACUUAAUUUAUUUACUUGUCGUAGACUUUUUGAGUGUUCAGGUAUCUGGUUUUGUUUAUGGACCUGAAUGAUUGAGUUAAAAAAUAAAAAAGGGACAUAAUAAUAAUAACAGGAAAAUUAUUUUAGCAAUGUGCUGUGUUUCUAUGGUGUAUCUAGAAGCUUUCAACCAAAUCCAGACCUGCUGAUAUUUCAAAGUUCAAGAAGGAGUUUUUAAGCUUAAAAAAAAAGCUUUUUUUUAAACAUUGCAGAUUUUGUACUGAUCACCAUCUCUCAACACGGUUCAAUGAAUGUCCACGCUUUUUCUGGCAUUUUGUUAAAAAAAAAAGAAUAA
Molecule: messenger RNA, 7988 nt
Organism: Mugil cephalus (flathead mullet)
Lineage: Eukaryota; Metazoa; Chordata; Actinopteri; Mugiliformes; Mugilidae
Gene: mdc1
Product: mediator of DNA damage checkpoint 1
Exons: 12
Coding region: 70-6645 (2191 amino acids)
Biological process (GO): positive regulation of transcription initiation by RNA polymerase II
Cellular component (GO): nucleus
Molecular function (GO): protein binding
Source: RefSeq, a predicted model, not a curated record